AAAGAAAUUGUAAAAAUUCUUUUAGUAGGGCAAAGCAAAGCACAAGAGCACUUGCACAGUUGCACUCAAAGAUCAAAAGCACUUAAUAAAGGGAGGCAAUAAAAGAAAGUCUAAAAAUGGUUCAUGAACCAGUGCUCUUUAAUCUGAGCCCUCAACUAUGUGGGUCUAAAUCAAUGAAAGGUCUAUUUACCAUUGAUCUUUACUACUUCUAGUUGCGAUUUUUGAUCAACUAGAAAAGAUCAGAUUACUGGUAAAUUGAUUUAUAUCUUAGGUUUAGCCCCACAUAAUGGGCAGUCACUAUCAAAAAUCAUAAAUUCAUCAUAAAUAUCAGCUGAGACUUUCUCUUCUCUCUCUGUCAACUUUGCAUGCAUAUAAUAUUGCUAAUAAAUUGGCUAUAUAAAGCCUUUCAUUUCUGUAAACCUACUGAAUUGGUGAUGGGUUUUCUGAUAUAAUUCUGCACUUUCUAUCUCUUUUCUAUCACUUUUCCAUCUCUUUUUUAUCUCUGCUGCAUAACCAAAAAAAACCCUAGAAACUCUCUCUUCUUUCAGCUGCCUCCAUACCUCUGUUGCUUAAUCUUCUCUCCCAUUCCUUCUCCAUCCCUCUCUCUCUCUCUCUUUCUACACACAUACACACAGAGAUUUUCUGUUCUUUUCCUGAAAUCUUGGGUGAUCACUACUUUUCGAAAUAAUGGAUGUUGACAUGAUAAAAUCAUCAUCGUCAGGAGGAGAUCAUCAUCAAGAACAUAUUGACAUGAUGACAAUGAUGAUGCAGAUGGAAAAACUUCCUGAUUUUUGUGACCCUUUUCACAAUAAUUCUUCUUCUUCUUCUUCUUCACUUCAGGAAAUUCAAUUCUCCAAUGGACAUAAUAGCAAUAAUAAUAAUACCAUUCUACCCAACUCACCUCCUAUCUAUCAUCAUUCUCCCACACUUAUCAAUCCACCUCCUUCAAUUUCAUUUAUGGCCACUACUCCAAUUCAAGGACCAAACACCAUGACUACGGGUUCUCUACAUCAGCAACUCCAACACAACAUGUUCUCUUCAAAAUUCAAGUAUCCACCUCCAUUCUCAAAUGCAAACUCGUUCUUAUCUUCAAUGGAGAAGAAAAACUCUACUGCUGCUAUUAGAGAGAUGAUCUUCCGCAUUGCUGCAAUGCAACCAAUUCAUAUAGACCCAGAGUCAAUAAAGCCACCAAAAAGAAGGAAUGUCAAGAUAUCUAAAGAUCCACAAAGUGUAGCUGCAAGGCAUAGAAGAGAAAGAAUAAGUGAAAGGAUAAGGAUCCUUCAAAGAUUAGUUCCAGGAGGAACUAAAAUGGACACUGCUUCAAUGUUAGAUGAGGCCAUACAUUAUGUGAAAUUCUUGAAGAAACAAGUGCAAUCAUUAGAACAAGCUGGUGCUAAUAGAUCAAUGGGUGCAGGUUUUCCAUUCUCAGGAUUGACAAUGCCUAACAUGGGUUACUCUUCUUUGUUGAAGAAUUGUCAGCCUGCUCAUCCAAAUAUGGUUAGCUCAAUGCAGAUGCUUAGAUGAUCAGACUUAAAGAAAAAUUAAGAUUAAUUAUAUGAGUGUAUUUGUGGACGAGCAUUAGUAGUGGUUUUCUGAAGCUAUGUUGUAAAUUAAUUAAUUAAGGUUUAGUUGUUAUCUUUGUUUUAUUAUGUUGUGUAAUUGUGUCUCAGAAGGAUUAUUCUAAUUAAUAUAAUGUAAGCCCUUGCUCAAA
Ricinus communis (castor bean) is the source of this 1711-nucleotide messenger RNA. RefSeq names its product transcription factor HEC1. The coding region runs from base 688 to 1524 and encodes 278 amino acids. The transcript has a single exon. The record is from RefSeq and is a predicted model, not a curated record. Gene Ontology annotation, molecular function: protein dimerization activity; DNA-binding transcription factor activity. Gene Ontology annotation, biological process: regulation of DNA-templated transcription. Lineage: Eukaryota; Viridiplantae; Streptophyta; Magnoliopsida; Malpighiales; Euphorbiaceae.